CUGUCUAGCAAAUCUCUGAAUUAUACAAUGCAUUUAUAAAUACAAAAAAUGAUUUAUCGAACUAUAACUAAAAUAAUCAAGGCUUUCUUUGGGAGUAUUCUUCUGCUGGUUCUUACACCAUGGACUAAUUCCCAGACUAUCUGCAGUUUGAAAGAUAAAAAUCUAGAAAAAUGCCUGGUGAAUUCUGUUCAAGGUGUUAUUCCAGUCCUUGUAAAAGGUUUACCAAAAUAUGGAGUAUUUCCUCUAGAUCCUCUUCAUAUAGACAUUUUAGACUUGUCUGAUGCCCCAGGGAAAACGUUGAAUGUAAAACAUAAGUUUAAAAAUGUUGACCUCUUUGGUCUACAAUCUACCAAUGUGAGAAAAGUCAGUGUUAAUAAGAAGAAAACGGAAAUUAGAGUAGAUGCAAUUAUGAAGGAACCAAUAACUCUUACUGGUUUUUAUGAAUCAGAAGGAAAAUUAUUGUCAUUCCCAAUUAAGGGAGAUGGAAGAUUCAACAUCACUCUAGUGAAUCUUAAAGCUGCACUGACUAUGAGUGGUCAUGAAAUUAAAAAGAAUAAUAAAAUCUAUAUUCAUAUGGAUACUGUUCGAUUUCCAUUUACUGUCGAUAGGCUACUGUUAAACUUUGAAAAUUUACUCAAAGGAAACAAGGAGAUUAGUGAAAGUUUAAACAAUAUUUUAAAUGAAAAUUGGGAACCUAUUCUGGAUGAUAUGAGGGAUUCCUUCGAAAGUGCAAUUGGAGCUGCAUUUAAAGAAAUUGCAAACAGGGUAUUUUCAAAAGUUCCAGUUUCUGAUCUUAUCAAAGAUUAUUAACCAAAUAGAUAACAAAUAAAAAUAUUUAUUACAUAC
Nezara viridula (southern green stink bug) is the source of this 846-nucleotide messenger RNA. Lineage: Eukaryota; Metazoa; Arthropoda; Insecta; Hemiptera; Pentatomidae. The record is from the annotation of a GenBank genome assembly.